AUGUCCAAACACUCCCAUUCAGAACGGCGGUCAAGAUCCCAACCCAAAUCAUCCCUCAAAUCCUCGCACAGCGCAAUAGAUUCUCCCGAAGGCCCGCCAAUGAAGAAGCGCAAGUACGUUCCUGGAGGUCCCGGAGGAGGAGGAAGAUUCAUCGAGGUCGAAGUCUCUCACGAUACCACACCGAAAAAGAAAAUGAGCACUCCUCGCCGUCCUUCCUCAAGUGCGCGUAGUCGCCCCGUGCGCGAGAGUGAAGAAGCAACCUUUGCCCCUCCACCACCACCCCCUGUGCCGACAACACCACCUUCCGCUCGUCCCAGGCGCGACAAGCGAGAAAACCGAGGUCGUUUCACAUCAUCAACAGCCGCAGCUUUGGCGCUACAACAAGGAGACGGAUACAAGCCGCGCGAGGAACGGGGUUGGGAGGAGUUCCAUCCAGAUUUGGACAUCGAUGGCAAGCUGGCAGUCUUCACAGCCGAGGAGGUGGACACAGUUGACACUGCUGGCGCGUUGACCGUGGAUACAGUCUCUCCCCUUAUCCAAGAUGGGUUGAGAACGCCUUCCCUGUAUUCUUCCGACGUGGCCUCGCCGGUUCCCUUCAAGCGCAAGCCUGGACGACCUCCACGUCGGCCGGAGGCGAUACUGAAUGCUUUGCUUGCACAACAAGGGCCUAAGGUGAUACCGCCACCAGGUCCAAACCCCCGGGAGAAGCUGACGCUUCCAAAACCAUCAUUCCGAUUGAAAGACCCAUUUACCUUCUACGAAAAGAAGGGAGUUGGCCAGCAGAACUAUGUCGAUCGGACAAUGGCCAGUGUUGGAUACCAAGAAAGUGAUCUGUUCCUUCGCCAUGACCGACGCUUCAUCCGGAUGACUGAGGGCGCUCAAGAGGACGAUAUGGAUGUGAUUCAGCCCGUUGCGACGGACGGGGAUAUCAAUGCAACCACCGGGCGAGUAGAAUAUGAUAUGGACGAGCAAGAUGAGAAAUGGCUGGAUGAUCUCAACUCCAAGCGCCGACAGGAUCAGCUUGAGCCUAUAAAACCGGCCAUUUUUGAAAUCACCAUGACCAAGAUCGAGAAGGAGUGGCAUGCUCUUGAGAAGCGGAUCCCGAAACCUAACCCUAAGCCACCCCAGACUCAAAGACCGCGGUCUAGCUCUGCGGCCGCGGUGAAUGGCGAAACAGUUGGCCCUGGAGAAGAUCAAGAUAGCAAGUGUGCUAUCUGCGAUGAUGGCGAUUGUGAAAACUCCAAUGCGAUUGUCUUCUGCGACGGGUGCGACCUGGCGGUUCACCAGGAGUGCUAUGGUGUUCCUUUUAUCCCAGAAGGUCAAUGGUUAUGCCGCAAGUGCCAGCUCCUUGGUCGAGGCACAACAAACUGCAUCUUUUGUCCCAACACCGAGGGCGCAUUCAAACAAACCACUUCUUCCAAAUGGGCCCAUUUACUUUGCUCAAUUUGGAUCCCAGAAGUUUCGAUUGGUAAUCCGUCUUUGAUGGAGCCGGUCACCGAUGUGGAAAAAGUGCCUCGCGGUCGUUGGAAACUGAUUUGUUAUAUCUGCAAGCAAAGGAUGGGGGCAUCAAUUCAAUGCAGUAACAAGAAUUGCUUUGUUGCAUUCCAUGUGUCGUGCGCCCGCCGAGCUCAGCUUUAUCUGAAGAUGAAGAUUGGCCACGGGCUCAUGGAUUCGCAUCUUCUCAAAGCCUUCUGUGAUAAACAUGUUCCCCCUGACUGGCGACUGGAGCAUGGCACGGAUGCCGCCACUGCUGAUGCGAUCGAAUACUACCGGAAUACCAUGCAGGGUAGACGGUGGGGCGAUAGUCAGGCGGCGGCGCUCUCCCUGGGGCCUUCACACGCCGAAGAAGGCGAGGAGGAGCGUACCCAUACCCCUCGUAUAACUCUAACAGUUGGUGGAAAUAAGCGAAAGCGAACGCAAAGGACAAUUUGGAAAUUGCCAUCUGGUGCGCCCGUCAUUCCACAGGUAGUUUUGAACUCGGUCGUCGCAGCACUUGGAAGAUUUACUGUCCGCGGCCGCAAGCAAUAUGCGGAGGAAGCAUGCAAGUACUGGACGCUCAAGCGGGAGGCACGACGUGGAGCCGCCCUCUUGAAGCGGCUGCAGCUGCAGCUGGAAACCUUCUCUUCCAUGGAGAUGACACGACGGGACUACGUGGCGAUGGGCGUGACUGGUCACAAACGCCUCCAGCGCCGCAUCGAGUUCGGCGAACGGCUCUACAAGGACCUCGACCGACUACGCAUGCUGUGCGAUGAGGUGAAAAAGCGGGAGAAGGAGAAGCUGAAAGAUGCCGAGAUGCUCCGCAGCAUCGUUGAUCUUGUCUACUUCCCCAUUUUCCCAUUACUCUGGCCAAUAUUUGAGAAGGCUCAAGUACUGGAUAGUAAAGCUGCUUUCGCGCCGGGGAUGCUAUCAAUCCGCAAGCGACUUGAAGAACGUUUCUACCCGUCGGUUGCAUCCUUCUCUGCUGACCUGGCCAGCCUGUUCACAUCGGAGAUUGGGGUCGCCCCUGCCGGUGACACUGCGGCGCUUCAGGAACAGAUUAGCGGACGGGCCCCAGAGCUCAGUCUUGAACAGCGUGAAAAACGAAAGCUGGCCAAGCGAAUCAUCAAAGCUAUCCAGCCUGCAUUGGAAGAUGCAAUUCGCAAGGAGAGCGAACUGAACCGCAAGCCAUUUGAGAAGGAACUAAGAGAUCUGGAUGUAAUCCUCGACCAGAGCGUCAUGUCUCGUCGCGACUCUAUCGAGUUUGAAGGAGAUGUCGAGCUUGACGCCGGUCCCCCCGAGCCCAAAGCCGAGCCCAUGGAGGGGGUGGAAACAACCUAUGACGUUAGCGAGGUUCACGCUGAGUCCCAGUCUGUUAAAGGAACGGAAAAUCAGUCAGUGGUCGUUCCUGAAGAGGGUUUCGAUGAGGAAACAGCCCCUGUCGAUGAGAUCAAUCCGAAUAUCAACACGGCCUAUCGACGACACCCCACCCCCAUCCUCAGCGAAGAGGACCAGCAAUUACCUCUAGCACAGGGUGGUAUCCAGUGGUAUAUGCAGUCUUUCGACCCCAUUGGGACUACCAUCCAUGAGGAGCGCUGGACGGGACGGGAUGUAAUGCGCGGCAUGAGUGAAGAGCUGAGCGAAUUGGACGAGGACGAACUGAAGGACCUGGUGGCUGAUGAACAGGACCAAGAUCCUGCCCAUGCGUUGGCGAAUGGGAACAACGCGCAGAAUGGGAACCGCCGGACUCGUCGCGGACGCUUCAAGUAA
This is a messenger RNA of Penicillium macrosclerotiorum, 3246 nucleotides long. RefSeq names its product putative PHD finger domain protein. The coding region runs from base 1 to 3246 and encodes 1081 amino acids. Gene Ontology annotation, biological process: regulation of transcription by RNA polymerase II. Lineage: Eukaryota; Fungi; Ascomycota; Eurotiomycetes; Eurotiales; Aspergillaceae. The record is from RefSeq and is a predicted model, not a curated record. The transcript has 2 exons.